AUGGCCCCGAGGGGUCGUGGGCGUAAAACCGUGCCCGGAGGGUCGACGGGAAGAACCAGUGGUCAGGCGGAAAGCUCAAAGGAUGCAGCGCCCGCCUCUUCACCAGCAGCACCGGAGGCUGGGACAGCGUCCUCGUCUCGGGGAGGAAAGUCAAGUCCAGCAGGACAGCGAGGAAGAGGAAGAGGAAGGGGGAGGGGUAGGGGAGGGGGAGGAGGAGGCCCUGGAAGAGCUGAGAAAGCGACAUCUUCCAGACAGUCGGACGUACAACCGGGUGAUCCUCUCCCACCAACGCGAAGACACCGAUAUCAUCCAGGAACAGUCGCCCUUAAGGAAAUCCGACGAUACCAACGCUCAUGGGAUUUACUUCUUCUCAAACUCCCCUUUGCACGCCUUGUUCGAGAGGUUGCUAUGGAGAUGCUACCAUCCGAAGUCGGUGAAGAGCUUAGAUGGCAAUCGCAGGCAAUCCAGGCUCUACAAGAGGCAUCGGAGGCAUUUCUAGUUCAUCUUUUCGAGGAUACGAAUCUCUGCGCGAUCCACGCUAAGAGAGUCACCAUUAUGCAGAAGGAUAUGCAACUUGCGAGACGAAUUCGGGGUGCUUGGGGUGGCGUUGGUUAA
Molecule: messenger RNA, 615 nt
Organism: Coccidioides posadasii C735 delta SOWgp
Lineage: Eukaryota; Fungi; Ascomycota; Eurotiomycetes; Onygenales; Onygenaceae
Gene: CSE4
Product: centromeric DNA-binding histone H3-like protein cse4
Cellular component (GO): nucleosome
Molecular function (GO): DNA binding; structural constituent of chromatin; protein heterodimerization activity
Source: RefSeq, a predicted model, not a curated record